AUGGGCGACUUCGACGUUGAACGAGUCCUGAUUGACACGGGGAGCACCGUCAACGUACUAUGCUGGCAAACGCUAGAGAAAAUGGGCGUCACACCAGACCAACUGAGACCCGAAACUCGACCGCUGAUGGGCUAUGAUGGGGUCGCUAAGAUGUCGAUGGGCGACGUAAAGCUGCAAGUACGAGCCGACGGAGUGACCCGGAAGACUAAGUUUGCAGUCGUUGAUGCACCACCAAUCUACAACGCUAUUUUGGGGAUACCAUGGAUAUAUGCAAUGAAUGCCUUACCAUCGACCUAUCACCUCUGCCUCAAAUUCCCGACCACCACAGGAAUUUGCACACUUUACGGCGACCAUAGGGUGGCUCGAGUCUGCUAUGUUAUCGAAAAGAAGAAGAGAAAGACGGAGGAUGCAUAG
Camelina sativa (false flax) is the source of this 414-nucleotide messenger RNA. RefSeq lists its product as uncharacterized. NCBI's taxonomy places the organism in Eukaryota, Viridiplantae, Streptophyta, Magnoliopsida, Brassicales, Brassicaceae. The record is from RefSeq and is a predicted model, not a curated record.